This is a messenger RNA of Dentiscutata erythropus, 153 nucleotides long. The record is from the annotation of a GenBank genome assembly. Lineage: Eukaryota; Fungi; Glomeromycota; Glomeromycetes; Diversisporales; Gigasporaceae.
AUGCGAGUAGUUUGUCCAAAAGGAGAAUACGGAGAAUAUAUAAAGUUUGGCCAGUUUGACUUGUUAACCCUUAAUGCAGUAAUGCCGUCGCUUUUAUCAGGUGAUCAAUGCCAAUUGGCUGAAAUCAUUGGACCGUCACUUGGACGAAAAUAA